Closterium sp. NIES-65 is the source of this 1041-nucleotide messenger RNA. The record is from the annotation of a GenBank genome assembly. Lineage: Eukaryota; Viridiplantae; Streptophyta; Zygnematophyceae; Desmidiales; Closteriaceae.
AUGGUGGUUUCACUAUUUGACCUCUCCCUGUCCCUUGACUCUAUUCGUUUGUUUCUCCCACCUCCCCACCUCCUCACCCUCCAUCUCCCCACUCUCCCUUCCCAAUGUGUGGAUCAAUCAUUCACUCACGGUGGGCGAUGGCAUCUACGCCUGGAUGACCAAGCGUUCACAGUGGACGAUGGCUUCUAUGCCUGGAUGUACGAGCGCCAGCAGCCCAUAUGGCAGACCAUCCUCUCCUUCCUGCUCCCGGUCUUCACCGUUGCCUGCUGCCUCUUCCCCGUCUUCCCCCACUGGUGCAAGCUCGCUGUACUCUACUUCCUCCUGGGGCUAAUCGCCCUCAUCUUCCUGCUGCUAUUUGUCCGGGUGGCGGUAUUCGGAGUCAUCUGGCUGGCGGUGGGCAAGCGCGUCUGGUUCUUCCCCAGCAUCCUAGCAGAGGAGGGCUCGCUGGCAGAGCUUUUCCGCUUCUGGCCGGAUAAGGACGACCAGCCGCCCGCAAAGAUCACCACGCGGCUGGCGGUGGCUGUGAUGCUGGGGUUCACCUUCUGGCUCAUGGUCACCUAUGCUCCCGAUCAAGAGCAACGAGCCAAGUACCAGAAGAAGGUGUCCAACAUCAUUGACGAUGUCUUACAAUGGAAACCGCAGAUGCUUGCAGGGAAGACAACGCCAGCCGCCCCUGUCAAUGCCACAUCAGCAAAUCAGACCUCUGCUAACGCCACUGCUGACAAUUCAACAUCUCCCAACGCAAGCGCUGAUGCCAAGACAGGUGCCACCAGUGGUGCCAGUACUGAAAACAGUGGCAGCUUCGAUGCCAGUGCUGGCAAGGAGGAUGUGUCUGAACAGGCUGACGACGAGCCUGUGGAUCCGAAGCCCGAGAUUGAGGAGGGGUGCCGGCCGAAGUGUGUGAAGCAGCUACUCGCGUACGAGGCUUGUGUGAAGAGGAUCGAAGGCGACGAGACUGGGGAGAAGCAUUGCACUGGCCAGUACUUCGACUACUGGGCGUGCAUUGAUAAAUGCGUGAGUUUCUCGUUUUCUUGCAAAUGA